AUUGCAGUUUGCUCUAAUACUACAUAUAUUAUUUUUGACGUACAAAGUUAUUUGGAAGCCUAAUUUUGCACCUAAAAAUGGUUAAUUUCAAUAAAGGAUCGCCGGACCCGGAUAAUACAGAAAAUCUUCCAAAUUAUGUGGAUGCAGCGAAUUUUAACGAAGCAGACGACAACGAUGAGGAGGUUUAUAAUGGUUAUGAACCUCUGGGAAUGCAGGAUUUCGAGGAGGACAACGUAAUAACUGACAGUGAUGAAGAGGCUAGCGAUCCAGUUGUUCAAGAAAAUAACGCCAACAACUCCAACGACCCGAAUUUUCCACCCAUAGAACCGAUUGAGACCACAUUGGUGAGAGAAGUUUGGACGGAAGCAAGUUCAAGUGAUAUUCCUCUAGACGAUAACAAAAUCGAUGAAAUUAAACAAUUGAUGAAAGGAAUUACUUUACCAGUUGCUGCAAUGCCCGAUUGGGUGACCAACGAUGAUAUUGUAAGCAAUUUAGUUACAAAAACUAGGGCGCAUUCAAAAUGAAGAGAGUAUGUUGUGGAAAUGUGAUAAUGUGUGAUAAAAGAUAUCAGAAUGUAAUGUAAUGUAACUAAUACAAGUAAAACUAGGUUU
Molecule: messenger RNA, 611 nt
Organism: Brassicogethes aeneus
Lineage: Eukaryota; Metazoa; Arthropoda; Insecta; Coleoptera; Nitidulidae
Source: the annotation of a GenBank genome assembly